AUGUCAAACGACGCGCAAGUAGAGGAUCACUACUUCUCUGCCAACCCGCCACCAAAAGCCCUUGCUAGACAUGUGGCCCAGGCGAGCGCCUUUCUUGACCAUCAAGUCGUCUCAAACCGCCCUGUUGUCCUCAUCACCUCGGGCGGCACGACCGUGCCCCUAGAGCGCAACACGGUCCGCUUCAUCGACAACUUCAGUGCCGGCACUCGCGGCGCCACCUCAGCCGAGUACUUCCUCGAGGCCGGGUACGGCGUCAUUUCCUGCAUCGCGAAUUCAGCCUCCAACCCUACACCCGUCACUAAUCACACGCCAUGGACUGCUUCCUCGACUUCCCUCCAGGAGAGCCCCGACGGAAGCGUUGUCGCCAACAGCGCCCACCAAGAGAAGAUGCUCGCCGUCCUCCGCAAGUACAACACUGCGCGCGCCACCAACGCGUUGCUCGUCAUCCCCUUUGUCACCAUUACCGACUACCUCCACGAGCUGCGCGCCAUCUCCAGGCUCAUGCGCCCUCUGGGCCCCCGUGGCCUGCUCUACCUCGCCGCCGCCGCCUCUGACUUUUUCGUGCCGCCCGAGCGCAUGGCCGAGCACAAGAUUCAGUCCACGACGGCCACCGACAGCCUCCAGCCCGCAGCCACCAGGCAAUGA
Messenger RNA from Verticillium dahliae VdLs.17, 645 nucleotides. RefSeq names its product phosphopantothenate-cysteine ligase. NCBI's taxonomy places the organism in Eukaryota, Fungi, Ascomycota, Sordariomycetes, Glomerellales, Plectosphaerellaceae. The record is from RefSeq and is a predicted model, not a curated record. The transcript has a single exon. The coding region runs from base 1 to 645 and encodes 214 amino acids.